AUGAAACAAUUCCAAAAAGACUUCGGUGUCUUCAAUGCCGAGACUCAAGCUUGGGGAAUUCCAGCCACAUGGCAAUCGAUCGGGUCCGGGACACCGACUGCUGGGAUUGCCAUCGGCACACUGAUUGCAGGAUAUGUUGGGAAUAAGUUUGGGAGAAUCAAGGCGUUUUGGUUCGCGGCUGCCAUUGCGCUCGUGGGGAUAUUGAUUCAAGCGACGAGUAUGAGUAGUUAUUGGCAAUUGGUGGUGGGGAGGAUUGUUAAUGCUUUGAGUAUGGGGAUAAUUUGCAACAUCAUCCCUAUCUGCCAGGGCGAGGUCGCUCCCGCCUCCCUUCGAGGGUCGUUUGUCAAUACCUAUCAAUUCAUGCUUCUCUUCGGUGCGCUUAUUGCGGUCAUCGUCAACUGGGCUAUGAACGAGCGAAGUGAUCAAUGGGCUUACCGACUUGUGAUAAUCCUGCAAUUCGUCAUCCCUACUAUUAUGGUUGUAGGAGGGUUUAUCCUGCCGGAAAGUCCACGAUGGUUGAUCUCUCAGGGUCGCGAUCGAGAGGCAGUCGAAGUUCUGAAGUAUCUCCGCCGAGGUACUCCAGAUGCUGUUAUCGAGAAGGAGGUUGUGCUUAUUGGACAGAGCGUCCUUUGGAAGCUGGUCGGACCACGGGUAUUGAUGUCGACUCGAAGGUUUUGGUGGGUGUCGAGGUGA
Pseudocercospora fijiensis CIRAD86 is the source of this 693-nucleotide messenger RNA. RefSeq lists its product as uncharacterized. Gene Ontology annotation, cellular component: membrane. The record is from RefSeq and is a predicted model, not a curated record. Gene Ontology annotation, biological process: transmembrane transport; carbohydrate transport. Bases 1 to 693 code for a protein of 230 amino acids. The transcript has 2 exons. NCBI's taxonomy places the organism in Eukaryota, Fungi, Ascomycota, Dothideomycetes, Mycosphaerellales, Mycosphaerellaceae. Gene Ontology annotation, molecular function: carbohydrate:proton symporter activity.